This is a messenger RNA of Mycena citricolor, 741 nucleotides long. The record is from the annotation of a GenBank genome assembly. Lineage: Eukaryota; Fungi; Basidiomycota; Agaricomycetes; Agaricales; Mycenaceae.
AUGACCAGUGCACCAUGCGCACACAAAUCCACCAUUUCAUUCCGAUUCCCAUCGUCGUCUGGGAGUCUGUCCCCUCCUCCCAUCCUACCAUUGUUGCCCGAUCUGGCGUAUCAAAACCAACCAGGGCCCUCCAACCCCUACCUCGCCCUCCCGCCGCCUGAAGACAAGAUCCCCAACCUUGACGAGUUACCCUCUGAACAACCACCCUCGCCCCCACCUACCACGCCUGCUUCUACCAUGUCAGGACACCACCGCAUGACCCUCGCUGCCAACCCCCCCUACUUCAAUGGGGACAAAUCCAAAUAUAUGGGCUUUGUGGACUCGUGCACCACCUACAUCGGUGCCUAUUGGUCGGAAUUCUCGCAGGAUGAGACAAAAAUCCUCUUCAUCCUCUCGUACCUCCAUUAUAUCUCCAACUUUGAGAUGCUGGCUGCAGACGCAGGCUACAAUGUGGUCACCUCCACCGAUUCGAAGGGCGAGUACAGGAAGGGGGAUCAGGACAACAUCCUCAUUGAGUUCCUCGAGUGCAGGUUGAGCAGCAAGAUCGUAAGUCGCCUCUACAACACUGGUAUCCCUCUGCCCAAGGCGUAUAGUGCCUUCAAGGACUGGUGUGUCAACAUUGAGGCAAACGCUCUGCGCGAUCAGCUGCGCAAAGCAUCGCAUGGGCACUCCACACCACGACCACCUUCCCAGUUCCGUUCCCAGGCAGCACCAGCCGCGCCCACACCCGCUCCAACCUGA